Molecule: messenger RNA, 1761 nt
Organism: Penicillium angulare
Lineage: Eukaryota; Fungi; Ascomycota; Eurotiomycetes; Eurotiales; Aspergillaceae
Product: putative general amidase
Exons: 3
Coding region: 1-1761 (586 amino acids)
Source: RefSeq, a predicted model, not a curated record
AUGGCCUCCCCAGAGCCCCCAUACGUGGCAGUUGCCCAACGCAAACAAGCAGAACUGUCUGCUUCAAUACCAUCUCAAUGGAAACUACCCGACAACCUCAUUCCUCCGGGCAUGUUGACCCCUGCCGAGUCCAUCACCGAGGGACCGAAGCUAUACGGCCGAGUCAACGUGAUGGAAAUCCCACGCACAUGCGGCCUCCUCACAUCGAAAGAGCUGGAAAUUACAGAGAAAUAUGACGUUCAUGAACUUGUACUGGCAAUGACAGAAAAGAAACUCAAGGCCAAGGAAGUAGUGCAAGCUUUUUGCAGGCGAGCAGCGAUAUCGCACCAGUUAACACGUUGUCUCACCGAGCCUCUCUUCGAUCGCGCAUUAACCCGAGCGCAGCAAUUAGAUGAUCAUCUCCAACGCACAGGUAGCCCGAUCGGCCCCCUCCAUGGCCUCCCAGUCUCAGUGAAAGAUUCAUUCUUCAUUCGUGGCGUUGAUUCAAGCAUCGGGUUCUCCGCAUUAGCAUUUAAACCCGCCACUUCAAAUGCACCAUUAAUAGACCUCCUCGAAAGUCUCGGCGCAAUAGUCAUCGCCAAGACAAACGUUCCCCAAACACUCGCAACGCUAGACAGCUGCAACCAUCUUUUCGGUCGUACAUUAAAUCCGCUGAACAGACAAUGGACUGCAGGCGGGAGCACAGGCGGUGAAGGCGUUCUUGUCGCGAUGCGCGGUACAAUGGUGGGCUUCGGUACGGAUAUUGGAGGAAGUGUUCGGAUUCCGGCGAUGUGUCAGGGCAUUUAUAGCUUUAAGCCGAGUGAUGGUCGUGUGCCGUAUGGUGGACAGGAAAGUGGCCAGAUCCCUGGUAAAGGGAGGAUGGGUAUACAAGCUGUGGCGGGUCCACUUGCCCGCUCCGUUGCGGAUUUGGGAGCAGUCAUGGCGGAGAUUCUGCCGAGGGCUGAAUUGUUUGAUGAGGGGUGUAUUCCUGGAUAUUGGCCUGCGCCAUCGGUGCCAGCUGCUCUUGCGCAGCCACGUCAUUUAACGAUUGGGAUACUCAAGACUGAUGGCCUUGUCACUCCUUUACCACCCAUAACUCGGGUUCUUGAUGAAGUUUCACAGCUCUUGCGUCGGACUCCGGGCGUCCAUGUUGUUGAUAUUCCUACGCCGGCGGCUUUUAGCAAAUGUCAGGCUGCUGCUGGGCGACUUAUGGGUGUUGAUGAUGGCUCAAGUGUAAUGGAUCUCAUUGAGAGUAUGGGUGAAUCGCUGAUGCCCUGGCAUCAGGGUGGUCGCUUUGGACGUGGGAAGGCAUUGUCCGUUGUCCAGCUUGCGGCUUUACAGGCUCAACGUGCUGAUAUUGAGAGAGAAAUGCUCAAGAUGUGGACUCUUGGUAUCUCUCGGGAUAGACGAGUAGACGCUAUUAUCUGUCCAGUGGCGCCACAUCCGGUUCCAGAGCUCGAUCGAUAUAAUGCUGUAGGAUACACUUCUUCAUUUGUGUUACUGGACUAUCCAGCCGGUACAGUUCCAGUGCGUAAAUUCGCGGAAUCCGAUCUGGAUAUUGGACGUGAGAUGGACGAGCCGGUGCUUGGAAGCUGGGAUAAAGCAAACCGCAAACUAUGGGAGGAGAAAUCUACCGAUCGCCGUGUUUACUUGGAGUCUCCGUUGAGUGUCCAGGUCGUGACGCCAAAGCAGCGCGAUUAUGAGCUUUUCCACGCCAUGGAGAUUAUAGAUAGAGCUGUACAGGGGAUUGGAUCAGAAGCUAGACCUGCUUCUAAAUUGUGA